GCGGCCGAUUAUCAGCGGUGACCAUCUUGACAUCGAGGCGUACGCGAGCCUCUACUCUGGCCGGACGAAGAUCAUGCGGCUACUUUUCAUCGCCGACCACUCCUCCGACGAGAAGGUCGGUAAUCCUUCGAUGAAUCUUGAGGCGCUGCGAAUGGCGUACGACGAGAUCAAGAAGGGAGAGAACACGCAGCUGAUGAGGGAGGUGGCGCAGAAGAUUAAUGGGAGGUUAGGGCCCAGCUACGAGCUCGAUUCGGCGUGGUGCGACGCGGUGGAUCAUAGGGCCGAGCAGAAGAAGGAGAAGCUCGAUAACGAGCUCAAUGCGUAUAGGACAAACUUGAUCAAAGAAAGCAUAAGAAUGGGAUACAAUGAUUUUGGAGACUUCUACUAUGCUCAUGGUCAAUUGGGGGAUGCGUUCAAAAGUUAUGUCCGUACUCGGGAUUAUUGCACUACUUCGAAGCACAUCGUUCAUAUGUGUAUGAGUGUGAUUCUAGUCAGCAUUGAGAUGGGUCAAUUCACUCAUGUUACAAGCUAUGUUAACAAAGCAGAACAGGCACCGGAUGCUCUUGACUCAAUAACUAUAGCAAAGCUUCGUUGCGCUGCAGGAUUGGCAAACCUAGAAGCCAAAAAGUACAAGCUUGCUGCUCGAAAGUUUUUAGAAACAAAUCCAGAAUUAGGGAGUCACUAUAGUGAAGUAAUUGCACCUCAAGAUGUUGCAACCUAUGGAGGACUUUGUGCACUUGCAACAUUUGAUCGGACAGAGUUAAAGAGCAAAGUUAUAGACAAUCUCAACUUCCGGAAUUUCUUGGAGUUAGUGCCCGAAGUAAGGGAACUUAUAAAUGAUUUUUACUCAAGUCACUAUGCCUCAUGUUUGGAAUACUUGGGGAACCUCAAAGCAAACCUUUUGCUUGACAUUCAUUUGCAUGACCAUGUCGAGACACUUUACGAUCAAAUUCGUCACAAGGCCCUGAUCCAGUAUACACUUCCAUUUCUUUCUGUUGAUUUGAGCAUGAUGGCUAACGCAUUCAAGACAACAGUUGCUGAACUUCAGAAAGAACUUGAGGCUUUGAUUACCGAUAAUCAAAUACAGGCUCGAAUCGAUUCACACAACAAAAUCUUGUAUGCACGGCAUGCAGAUCAAAGGAAUGCCACCUUUCAGAGAGUUCUUGAGACUGGAAGGGAGUUCGAUCGUGAUGUUCGGUCCAUGUUGCUGAGAUCAAAUCUUGUUAAGCAUGACUACAAUGUUAGGCAAUUUAGGAAACUUUGAUUUUGGAUUUGUUAAUUCAUUUUUAUUUUUAUAUUAUAGAAUAUGGUGGGCAUCGGUCAACUAUAAUGGAGCAAGGUUCUAUACUGAAGAAAACUGCCGUACAUUUACUGUCAUGUUCAGAUAGAACUUCACUUUCUUUUUUAACCUUCCCAUUAUGUAAAGCAACUUAGUCUUUGAUGGAAAUCAUUCUCAAUAUGCUGAAUCACCUCCUUUUUGUUCAUCAAAUCUAGUUUUGUAACAAGGAUACCACAUCUGAGUUUUGAUUUGAAAAUAAAAUAAAAUAAAAUUGUUAAACUUGGAUUA
Arachis duranensis is the source of this 1567-nucleotide messenger RNA. RefSeq names its product COP9 signalosome complex subunit 1. Gene Ontology annotation, cellular component: COP9 signalosome. The record is from RefSeq and is a predicted model, not a curated record. Lineage: Eukaryota; Viridiplantae; Streptophyta; Magnoliopsida; Fabales; Fabaceae.